UCACUACAUCGGCUCCGGAUCCCAAAAUUUCUUCACUCAUGGCGGACCAACUGCAGCUGGAUCAACAAUCAAGAUCCACCGGCAAGGUCUCGUGGUUCGGCGAUUCCAAGGGCUAUGGUUUCAUCACGCCUGAUGAUGGAGGUGAGGAUCUCUUUGUCCACCAAUCCUCCAUUAAAUCUGACGGGUAUCGCAGCCUGACUGUCGGAGAGUCUGUGGAGUUUACUGUUUCGACUGGUAACGGCGGUAAGGCUCAGGCUGUUGAUGUUACCGCGAUUGGUGGGUCUCCUAUCAACAAGAGGGACCGUCGUGGUGGAGCUGGAUAUAGUGGUGGUUGGAGAGGCGGGAAUGAUCGGAGGAAUGGCGGUGGGUGUUAUAACUGUGGGGAUUUGAAUCACCUGGCUAGGGAUUGUGACAGGGAAAGGUACGGGGACAGAAGCAAGAAAGGAAAUGGUGAUUUUGACAAUAACGGCGGCGGCGAUGAGUGUUAUAACUGUGGUGGGGUUGGUCAUUUUGCUCGGGACUGCCGGAAAGAUGAUAAUGUUGGUGGUGGAUCGGGGAAGUGUUUUAACUGUGGGAAGUUUGGGCACUUUGCAAGGGACUGUAAUAGCAGGGGAGCUGCUGGUGGUGGUGGUGAUGGUGCCUGCUAUGUAUGUGGGGAUUUUGGGCAUUUAGCAAGGGAUUGCAACGGUAGCAGAGGAAGUGGCGGAGGAGGAGGGAGGUUUGAAGGAAGCGCUUGCUUCAAGUGUGGCAAUGCAGGGCAUUUUGCGAGGGAGUGCCCUAACCUGAAGGCAUCAGCUUGAUAUAGUGGAAAGAAAGAGUAAUAGUACAUCUUCCUCUUUUUUCCUUUUAUCUUUUGAUUUUCGGAGAAUAUUUCUGAAUUACAGUGCGUUUUGGGAGAUGAUAUUUCUCCUUUUUGAUACAUAGAUUUAGGAUUUUGAUUUCUCUCUCUAUUGAUGCUGAUGACUUGAGAGAAAAUUUUCAAUUGAGUAUUUCUUACCUUCAAGUGUGAAUUAAUAUUCUUCCUACUUCUUAUAUAUAUAUUGGCACAGGGGUUUUGAUGUUAUUUCUUUGUUUAAUUCUGCAUUUAUGUUAUGGUAUUAUCAUUCUGUUUUAAACUGAAUAUCUGUGUUGAUUUGGCCUUUGGUAUUUCAUGUGCCCUUCAAUGGUUGUGAUGGUCAAUGGGAUUGACGUUUGUGUUGCAUUUUCUCCAGCAUUUUAAGUUCUUGGCUUCGGAGCUCAGACCCUGUAUUAUUGUGUGUGUGGCCUUUUAGUAUCUUAUGAUCCCAAUUUUCGAAGGAACUCUUGAUCAUAGGUCCUAGUUAAAACUUUGACAAGCUUCAGUAUGCAUACUGUUCAGAGACAAGGAUUUAUGAAUGUCCAGAGAUGGUUUGUUUUUUGUUCCAAUUAGAAGUUAACUGCUUGUGAUGAGACAGUUAAUUAUGCAUGCAAUGUAACGGGAAUUUGAGCAAAGACGGUCGAGACACCUUUGCCAACUCAUUGUUUGCAAGGAGAGGUGGCUGAUCUUUGCGUACAUGCAAUUCCCAUUCCCAUUUCCAUCAGACUAAUAAGAUAGCCCAACCUAUGCGUCACAAUUGGGCUUACAAUUUUCAGGCUGCUCUGACGUUGCAUCAACUAAGUAUUCCCGUGACUUUAAAAUUAACAAGUGGCACAACCUGAUGCGAUGUUGACUACUUGCACGGCAUUAACAAUGAAGCUUUUCCGGAGAUGAUAAAAAGAAUUGAGAAUUAUUGUCAACCUCAUGGCAUCGAUUUUGCUACUUGGAUGAGAUUAAAGAUACCCUUACUUUUGUCACACAGCCAAACGCAAAAUACAAAUUACUUACACCGUUGUUUUCAAGCUCUCGAAUCGUUAGUUCCGAGCCGUCCCUUCUGAGGAAAACACUAGCAUAGAAUCCCAACUUUCA
This is a messenger RNA of Rubroshorea leprosula, 1924 nucleotides long. The record is from the annotation of a GenBank genome assembly. NCBI's taxonomy places the organism in Eukaryota, Viridiplantae, Streptophyta, Magnoliopsida, Malvales, Dipterocarpaceae.